This is a messenger RNA of Ustilaginoidea virens, 1923 nucleotides long. RefSeq lists its product as uncharacterized. Gene Ontology annotation, molecular function: cysteine-type deubiquitinase activity; cysteine-type endopeptidase activity. The transcript has a single exon. NCBI's taxonomy places the organism in Eukaryota, Fungi, Ascomycota, Sordariomycetes, Hypocreales, Clavicipitaceae. Gene Ontology annotation, cellular component: cytosol; nucleus. Gene Ontology annotation, biological process: protein deubiquitination. Bases 1 to 1923 code for a protein of 640 amino acids. The record is from RefSeq and is a predicted model, not a curated record.
AUGCCCGACAAGUCGUCGUCAAUCGUGUCGUAUGCCGCCGGAGCUUCUCUCGCCGCCGUUGCGCUCAUCUACGUCUUCGGACCCACGUUUGCCAUCGACCACGACGCCAGCAGCUCCUCCAAGAAGAAGACAGUGGUGGGCUUGCGGAACCAGGCCAACGAUUGCUUCAUCAACUCGGUCCUUCAAGCUCUCGCCGGACUCGGCUAUCUGCGCGUGUACCUCAUCCGCGAAACCCACCGGCGGCACAUUGAGGAUCCGACCGUCUACGCCAACCUCGUGCAGCCCGAAAAGACGGCCAAGCUCGAGCAGUGGAAGCUGCAAGGUCUGCAGGAUGGCUUGGUGACUCAGGGCCUCAAGGAGAUGCUCGACGCGCUCAACGAACGACCGCUCUACAAGAAAUCAGUCUCCCCGUUUCCCUUUGUCCGAGUAUUGGAACUUGCUUUCAAGCAGCGCAUCAGUCGGCAGCAACAGGACGCGCAGGAAUUCCUGCAGAUCGUCGCCGAGCGCCUCAAGGAUGAAUACCAUGCCGGCCAGCGCGCCAGGUUUCAGGCACGGAAAGGCGGCAUGUUGCACACGGCAGCGUCUACAGGCCUCUCGGCAGAUGCUCUCGACGGCAGCCUGAGGACUUGCCGCCCGGGCCACGGCCACGGCCAGGGCGCGCAUGACAGCCCGCACAUCGGGCCCACGGAUGUUGCCGAUGAAGAGAGUCGAAAUCAGUCGGGAGCAUCUUCCCCCGGCUCCCCAGACGUGUCGGCUCCAAAGUCUCGCAUCAAGCUCGUUUCACCUGAGGAGCUGGAGGAAGGCUUUCCUAUGGAGGGGAGGUAUGAAUCGCAUCUCGAGUGCCAGACUUGCCAUUACAAGACGAAGCCGCGAGAGGAAACCUUCUGCACCUUGACCUUGGCCGUCCCGCAAGUUCCGUCGACCUGCCUGAACUCGUGCUUCGACGGCGUGUUCAAGACCGAGUUCAUUGAUGACUUCAAGUGCGAGAUGUGUCGGCUGCUGCAUGUCAAGGCCAAACUGGAACACGAAAUGGAGCGCUCCACUUCCGAGAGCUUCGUCGCGCAAGCCAAGGACAGCGUCGCGAAGCUGCAGAGAGCCAUAGAUACGAACCCCGAACAGCCGCCGGUCGGGGUGGAUCUGGGAGAUAUCCGUCACGCGCCGAAGCGCAAGAUAGCCAAGACGACGCGCAUCUCCAUUUUCCCCAAGAUCCUGGCCAUCCACCUAUCUCGAUCCAUCUACGGCGUCGGUCAGAUGACGCAGAAGAACUCGGCCAAGGUGGCGUUCCCUGAGGAACUGCCCCUGGGGGGGUUGAUGGAUCAGCACCGGUACAAGCUCCUCGGCACGGUGACUCACCGCGGUGGGCACAAUAGCGGUCAUUACGAGGCCUUCAGACGGCAAAACCAGCCUUCCCCGUACCACAACUCCAACACAUUUCAGCAGUCAGACGUCUACAGCAAGACGCCGACUCCCAUCUCCACGCCCGAGGUAGCCGCCCGCCCGACGCUCAGUCCCGCCACCUCCACAGUAGACCUGGUCUCUCCGUCCCCAUUCCCAACCUCAUCCACGCCGUCUCUGCCCUCGACGGCAGCUCCGCCUCGCAGCGUGCCAGCUGAACCGAGCUCGGAUGCGAGCUCGCAGUUGAACGGGAAGGAUGCGGAUGCGGAUGCGGAUGCGGAAACGAGCAGUCUCCGGUCAGCUGCAGCCUCCACCAAGUCAAACCUGCUCAAGCUGGUUUCGUCCAAGAACGAGCAAGGCUCGAUGAAGCCAUCGUCAAACGACUUGGCUAGGACGGCCAAGAAGCGGAAGCCUGGGGCCGACAAAUGGUGGCGCAUAAGCGAUGAAAAAGUGCGCGAGGCCAAGACAAGCGAGGUGCUGGACAUGCAGAGGGAAGUUUACCUGCUGUUUUACGAGUUUGAGAAAUGA